Messenger RNA from Hyposmocoma kahamanoa, 1156 nucleotides. Its product is annotated as BRISC and BRCA1-A complex member 1-like. The transcript has 2 exons. The record is from RefSeq and is a predicted model, not a curated record. Gene Ontology annotation, biological process: protein K63-linked deubiquitination; mitotic G2 DNA damage checkpoint signaling; positive regulation of DNA repair. Bases 94 to 942 code for a protein of 282 amino acids. Gene Ontology annotation, cellular component: nuclear body; BRCA1-A complex; BRISC complex. Lineage: Eukaryota; Metazoa; Arthropoda; Insecta; Lepidoptera; Cosmopterigidae.
AAAGCUAAAUAAGCUGAAUCGAACCAACAAUUUUCGCUAAUUUAUUUUUUCUCAAUUCUCUACUUUCGUGUUGUGUUCACACCACGGUACAUAAUGGAUUCUCCAGAUAUGUUAACAUCUUCAAACUCUAAUGCGGAGUCCCAUGAUUCAGAGAAUACACAACCACCCGCGCAGGAUGCCGAAGACUACACAGACUUACAAGAACAAGUAAUUGCAAACUUUCAGAAACCAAACUUGCCCAAUGUAAAUGUACCAGAGCACAUAGUUUUUUGCUUGGACAUCUGCCAUGACAACCCGAACUCUCUAUACCGUCUCGGCGACGGCACUACGUUUACUCCAAUCAAUAUGUUUAAGCGUGUCUUAGACUUCUUUUUGUACUCAAAACAUGCUAUUAACAGGCAUACAGAAUUUGCCUUACUGGCUAUGAAAGAUACAGAGGCGUUGUGGCUUCAUAACUUUACAAAUAACUUAAAAGAGAUAAUCAACACUAUAGAUUAUAUAAACCCAGAGGAGGGCACAUCAGAAACUUUUGAUUUUAAGAAAGUAAUUCAGAUUUUGAAGCAAAAAAUUGAAAUACCCGAGUAUAAGCAAUCGGAAUGCAUUGUGCCGCCACCUUAUGUUGUAAGAAUGAUAGUGUUGUAUGGACGGUCUAGUUGUUUACCAUUGAUACCCCAAGAAGAUCCGUACUUCAUAUCUUUGAAGAAACAGAUGUAUUUCUACAUUGACAUCUUAUUAGCACACGAAGAAGACUGCGCACUGUACAAAUGUGAAGACAUAUAUGAUGCAUUGCAAGAUUUGGAUGACGGCUACUCUUAUGUUUACGAAGUAUCAAGAAACGCCACGAAAAUUCAUGAUUGUAUAGCAAAGUUAUUGGCACACCCUCUACAAAGACCUUUGCAAAAAAAUACUGACUAUAGUUUUGGGUCUAGGUCAAAUUUUUAGUAUUAAAUUUUUUAUUACUUUUCAGUAUAUCUGAAGUAGCUCAAACUGAUAAAAAAUAAAUUUUGCAAUUUUGUUCAAUGACAAUAUGAUAAGUCAAUAGUUUAGAGGAGAAAGGGCGUAAAAGUCAAUCUUAUCAAAAAAUUGUUGAUUACAUCCAUUGCCUUACAAUUAUAUGGACAUCGGGUCCACGCUAAAAAGUGUCCGAACUUACAGG